AGCCUGGCUGGUCUGAGCUGUGGGGCAGAGCCCUCGCUCUGUUCAAUGAGGAGCGAGGCCCGGAGGCAAACUCACAAGACCUUGCAGGUUUAGUUUACUGCUCCCUGAGCCAAGUGCUUCAGGGUUGAAAGAAACAUAUUUUUCUGGAUCUUGUGCCAAAACAAGAUCUAUGUUUUGUGACAGCAAUUUCCCUUCCUCUGUCUGAUGCCAGAAGUAUUUUUGUUGUCCUAAUCCCAGGGCUCAGAAACUUCAAUUGUAGUGGAGCCUGAGCUGGUUUUGGGCCAGGAGCAGCUUUGUGCUCCAGGUCUCUGUAUUUAAUUAGACCAGUUCAUAGAGAUCAGUGUGAUCAGUUUUACAUGUUGAAGCAAGGUCAUGUUCCAAGGUAAGGCCUCAAAGAUAAGCCUAUUUAAUUUUGGUUCCCCUUUUACUUGGAAAUCCAAAGGAUUAUUUCCUCCUUUUCAGUUCCAGUAGUUCAGGGGAACUUUUACUGCCUACUUGCAUUUUCAGUGUCCUGUUCCCUGUUCUGCCCCUGCUUGUGGGACUGGUGGGGCUGAAGGCUGAUGUGAUGGCACAGGGCAGGGCCACAGGAGCAACCUGUCCCACAGGGGAUCUGCUUGGGCACUGCAUGGAGACUGAAGUGGUUCCUUCACCUCAUCCCCUGUAAAUCUGCACUGUGGGGCUUGAGGGAUGAGCUGGGAGGUCACGACCAUCUCCCUUCUCUGGCUGUGACAGCUGACAGAGCCGGGGCAACUGCAUUAGUGCUUAACAAAGGGCCAGUGCCAAGAGCAGCAUCUGGUGUGGGGGUACAAAGCCUCUACAAAUCCUGUGUGUCUGCACCUUCCUGUCCCACCAGGGCAGGGCUGGCAGGGGUAAACUGAGGCAAGAUCAUGCUCUUUCCAACUUGCUAUCACAGAUGUCCUUCUAGGAAACAGAUAGCAUGUGGCAAAUGCAAACAGCUAAUAGGAACAGAAUAAGGGAAAAGAGCAGUGCAGGUCUGGAAAUAGUUCCUUACAUAAAGGACUAGUGCCUCAAUCUCAUUAGUGUCUUAAGGAGCGGGCGCUUGGCCGCCUCCGACUCCCGCGACGCGAACCACAAUCUGAUCAGCAAUCGGCUUUGGGACCCUGGCAGGUGCCACGUGGCACCAGGACACGGCAGUGCCCCCCGGGCAGCCGCUCCACGGCUCCUCCGAGCUCGCAGCACUCAUCCCAGCCAGCGUGUGCCCAGCGGGAGCGUUCCCAUGAAGCCAGAGCUGCUGUCCCCCGGCCCCUAACAGGAGUCGCGGCUCCCGAGGGCCAGGCACCAUGAGGCAGCUGGGGACCAGGCGGGCGAGUCUCUCGGCCAGCCUGAAGAUAGGGGAUCACCAGGGCCGCCGCCGGACCCUGGAGGAGGAGGCAGUGCACAUCCCCUUCGCGCAGGACAGCCUGGUAAAACAGUGGAGCUCCAUGCAGAACGUGGCGGAGGGAAACGAGGAGAGCGAGACUCCCAUCCAAAGGAACAAGUACCUGCUCAACAUUAACGUGGGUGGCAAGUCGUUCCAGAUAGCUUGCAAGGUACUGGCCCAGUAUCCCAUCACGAGGCUGGGGAAGCUGGCCCUUUACACGGACCCCGCGAAGAAGAUGCAGCUCUGCGAUGACUACUUGGUGCAGAAGAACGAGUACUUCUUUGACAGAGAUCCUUCAGUCUUCCACUACAUCUUCCACUUCUACCGCAGUGGGGUCCUGUGGGUGAUGGAUGAGAUGUGCCCCAGUAACUUUGUGGAGGAAAUCGAGUACUGGGGGAUCCAUCUGAAAUACUCCCAACGCUGCUGCCGGAUCCUGUUCGAGGAAAAGCAAGAUGAACUCAAUGAGUACCUGAAAAUAGAGAAGGAGCUGGAGGCAGAACUGGAGCCCCUGGACUCAGGGAAUAAGUUUGAUGGCAAAUUUCUGGGUGGGUUUCGGAAGAUGAUCUGGAACCUCAUUGAGAACCCGUACUCUUCUGUCCCAGCCAAGAUCAUUGCUGUCAUGUCGAGCUUCUUUGUGCUUAUCUCCAUUGUGGGCAUGACACUGAGCACAGUGGAGGAGAUGAAAAACAAAACAGGGAAGAUGUGGAUGGAGCAGAUGGAGAUGAUCUGUGCCAUCUUCUUCACCUCUGAGUACCUCAUGCGGCUCAUAUCCUCCUCCAGCUUCAAGAUCUUUCUGCGGGCAGCGUUUAAUGCCAUAGACCUGGUGGCCAUCCUGCCCUUCUACGUCCAGCUCCUCUUUGAAAACCUGGACGAAGCAGACACGCUUUACCACGAGGAGUUGCACAAGGUGGAGAAUGUGAGCAAGCUGGGCAAGGUUCUCAAGCUCAUCAAGCUCAUGAGGAUCUUCCGCAUCCUCAAGCUGGCGCGCCACUCCACCGGCCUCCGGGCCUUCAGCUUCACCAUGCGCCAGUGCUACCAGCAGGUUUGCUGCCUCCUCCUCUUCAUUGCCAUGGGUGUCUUCACCUUCUCCGCCCUCAUACACUCGGUGGAACACGAUGUCCCCGGCACUGACUUCACCAGUAUCCCCUGUGCGUGGUGGUGGGCAGCGGUCAGCCUCUCCACCGUGGGCUAUGGAGACACCGUGCCUGACACAAUACUCGGCAGGAUGGUGGCAUUUGUCUGCAUCUCCUUUGGCAUCAUCCUCAAUGGCAUGCCCAUCUCCAUCCUCUACAACAAGUUUUCUGACUACUAUGCCAAGCUGAAGGCUCAUGAGCUAAGCCAGUCACAGCAGCUCUCCAGGAGGGUCCACCUGAAGGAGCGAGUCCUGCGGAAGCUGUCGGAGUGCUGGAGAGCCGACCCCCGCUAUCACCGCUGACCACAGGCCCCCCACCCCCGGACACCCCCUGCCCUCUGUCCUGACCAGCAGGCCCUGUCCUCCAGGGAGGCUCUGAACCAUGGGCAGUGAGUCACAGCAGCGUGCAGGGCUCUGCUGUUGCACAGGGGCCACUGCCAGCUGGGCCCCCUCCCUGCUGUGUGCUGGCCACUGUCCUGCAGAGCCGUCAGUCAGAGCUGCCUCAGGAGCUGUCUCAGGGCAGGGUGUCUGUGUGUCUGUCUGCAUGGGCCAAGGUGUGGGGCACCCUGGAAUCCCAGGGAGUGAGCAGCAGGAUGUGUGGGGCUGAACUGUCACCUGUCUGAGGAUGGUGGCCCACUGUGACACCUGCCCAGGUGCUGCUCUUCUCCCUCUUGAGUGGAACGUGCACAGGCUCCCCCUGCCCAGGGCCCUGUGACUCCCUUCCAGCCAAGCAGAUGAGCCGUCCAGGCCAAGUCUAGCUUGGAGAUUUGGGUGAAGGUCUGCAGAAAAGGCUGCAGCCAUGCACACUUCCAGACAAACCCACUCUCCUUCCCACUGCCAUGGAGCCUGGGGGCACAGUCCUUCCUCGGGAUGCUGCUGUGAUGGGACCUGUGGGCACUGUGGGGGUGCAGACCUUGUAGCCCAGGAACAGGCAUUUAAUAAACCAGGCCCAAACCCUU
Molecule: messenger RNA, 3472 nt
Organism: Pseudopipra pipra
Lineage: Eukaryota; Metazoa; Chordata; Aves; Passeriformes; Pipridae
Product: potassium voltage-gated channel subfamily V member 2-like
Exons: 2
Coding region: 1302-2816 (504 amino acids)
Biological process (GO): potassium ion transmembrane transport; protein homooligomerization
Cellular component (GO): voltage-gated potassium channel complex; membrane
Molecular function (GO): delayed rectifier potassium channel activity
Source: RefSeq, a predicted model, not a curated record